Cuscuta campestris is the source of this 1699-nucleotide messenger RNA. The record is from the annotation of a GenBank genome assembly. Lineage: Eukaryota; Viridiplantae; Streptophyta; Magnoliopsida; Solanales; Convolvulaceae.
CCUCCUCCACUGGAAGCCCCGCCCCGCUUCGCCGCCGCCCGCAUUCCUCUCCGGGUUAAAUGGAGAGUUCUAACAGAGCUUCAAGCUUUGGUAAUUCAGCUUACGCGAAUGGAAACGUAUCAUCUCCUUCCCCAUUCCUUUCUGAUUCAUCAUCAUCAUACCCCCACUCUCUUCCCAUUGCUUCGAAAGGGAAGCUGAAGAUGGACGAAGGAGUAAGCCACCAUCAGUGCUGUUUGUCUGAAAGCAUUCUAAUUGAUUUAGAAGAGCCUUUCUGGCUCGAGGAUCUUCUUAGUGAACCAGUGACAGCAGUGCAUAAAGGUCACCGGCGUUCCGCAAGUGACACCUUUGCAUACUUAGGGGCGGUUGCAGAGGAAUUGAAUGUGAAUGUGGGACCCAAUGUAAAGGGGUCAACCCGAUUUUCAAGUGAUACAUCUCUGGUAACUUCAGGCGAAAUGAUUCACAAGGCUUCAGAUGAACCUACUUCUGAGAGGGCAUCAAUAUCAAGCGGGAAGCAUAAAAAUGAGGAAUGCACUUCACAGAACACUGAGAGGUCACCCGAAAAAACAAACAGCCAGCAACCGAAGCCUUAUAUGUCAAAAGGGGAGGCAAAACGUGCUAAACAGCAAUCUGCACAUCGGUCUAGGAUCCGAAAAUUACAGCACAUUUCUGAACUUGAAAGGACAGUCCAAGCAUUGCAGGUAGAAGAAUCUGUGGUUUCAGCUGAGCUUGGGUUUAUUGAUAAACAAAACCUCAUAUUGAGCAUGGAAAAUAGAGCUCUCAUGCAUAGGCUGGACAGCUUAUCACAAGAGUUUGUCAUUAAACACAUGGAACAAGAAAUGCUAGAGCGCGAACUUGGAAGGCUACAAACUCUUUAUCAGCUACAAUGGCACCACCACCACCAAUCACGACCACCACCACACCAGCACCACCACCACCACUCAAACCACCGGCGUAGCAGAAGUCGGGAUCUUCUUGAAGCCCAAUUUGCCAACCUCUCCCUGAGUAGCAAUGAAGUUGCCUCUAGCAGGACCGGUCCAUUCACUCAGGCUGAGUACAUAGAUGCCGCCGAGGCAGCUAAGGAACUUGUUUGGAUCAAGAAGUUCAUCACUAAACUUGAAGUGGUUCCUAGUAUUAAUGACCAUAUCCCAUUGUUUUGCAACAACACUGGGGCCAUUGCACAGGCAAAGGAACCACGAUCUCACCAGAAAACCAAACACAUUGUACGAUGCUAUCACAUUAUACAAGAAAUCAUAGACAGAGGAGAUGCGAUGAUUUGCAAAGUAGAUACUGAUGAUAACAUAGUUGAUCCCUUGACCAAGCCUUUAGGAAAGCUAAAGCGGGUCACACUAGGUCCAUGUGCAUUCGACCGAUGCGAGAUUGGUCGUAGUGCAAGUGGGAGAUUGUUGGAGUUGUGCCCUGAUGGUCAACUGUUUUAUCUUUAUUCUAUCAUGUAUAUGCAGAUAUAAUAUGUUUACACAUCUCAUGCUAAUGUAAACAAAUGUUAUAUUUCUAGCUUUAUAUUUAAAAAUGUUUAUCAGAUAGUGUUUUUCUGUUGAUGAGACUAACAUCUUGAAAUAAAUAUUUAUCUGAAUGUUCAUAGUUGAGUAUUAACGAGAGUAGGAUAUCAUUAAUACAUGUGAGACUAGUGUGUGUUGGAUGUUCGACUUAGUCUCAUAGUCAAUGAAGGUGUGUUCGCAUC